UCGCGCUACACCCUGUUGGCAGGUUUAAUUUGGGAAUGCCCAUUAGAAAGAGGGCAUGGAGGUGAGGAAAAUUCUGCCAUGCAGGACUUUUGUGCAUGUUGUUUUGACUUGUACACAUUUUUCAGAUUUUUUUCUUGCAAUGGUUUUUUUCUAGCUUUUCUAGAUUUCCAGUCCUCGCACGAAGCGAUCCACGCAGCUCGCUGCGAAUUGUGAUUGGAUGAAAGUGCUCAUGCAUGCACUCGCAGCGAGCUGCGAGGAGCUUCGUGCGAGGACUGGAAAUCCGCCUUAAUAGUCCGUCAUUUCUACUUCUACUUUAUUACUCUUCAACACGUAUCAAGAAGGAUUAUCAUGCAUUAUCCUCAGCUGUGCCAUUAUCCACCAACAUCACCCAGUAUCCGCAUGUUUAUUCCUUAUAUGGUAAGAUAGCCAUAUAAGGAGGUAGCAGAAGUCACGAGGUCACAGUCACAGACGAGGAGAAAGAAAAGCAUCAGUUUUAAAUAAAAUAUUUAUUUAUUUUUUUAAUAUCACACGAAAAAUGCCUUCAUUUUCUUCAGAGCAACUGCGAAAGAUCUUUAUUGGUGGUUUAAAUCUGGAAACUACGGAAGAAACUCUUAAAGAUUAUUUUUCUCGCUGGGGUGAGUGUGUAGAUGUAGUUGUGAUGCGACACUCCGACACUGGUAAACCACGAGGUUUCGGGUUUGUAACUUACGAAAAAGUUGAAUCGGUGGAUGCUGUUUUAACUGUUAAAUCACAUAUUCUCGAUGACAAAAAGAUUGAUCCAAAGCGAGCCGUUGCUAGGGAGCAACCAUCUCAUUCGACUAAACAAGAAGACGAGAAAAAUCGCGAAAAUCAGAGAGUUUUUGUUGGCGGAUUAGCGAGUGCUACAACCGAGGACGAUGUUAGAGAAUGCUUCACAAAAUUUUGUUAUGAAGUUGGUUACGGUAGAGUACAAGAUAUAGAGAUUAUGAGAAAUAGAGAAGACGGUAAAUGUCGAGGGUUCUGUUUUGUUACAUUUCAUAGUGACACAGACAUUGUCGACAGAGUUUGUGCUGAAAAAUAUUUUGAAAUAAUAAACAAGGCGGUUGAAGUUCGCCGUGCUGAAUCGAGGCUGGCAAUGAUGGAAAGGAAGGGGAGAGGUCAGGACAUUGAUAGACGAAGAAUGGCAGAUCGCAGAAGAGAUGCGAACUACAGUUAUCAAGGUGGGUGUUAACAAUUGAUCCUACUUGUGUGUAUUUGAGGGGGAGUUGCUUUAUAUGCGAGUCAAUUCCAACUGCAUCACCCCCCCCCCCCCCGGCGAACCCCGGGGAAUUUGACUUUUCAAAAAAAAUAUGGUUAAAUUUCGGACGGUGCGGGCGAAACCCAUUGCCAAAUUCCCAACAAUGCAGGCAAAAAACAUAGUCAAAUGCCCAUAUCUGCCUCGUACGUUUCCCAUAUGUUUGCAGUUUAUAUAGUUUUACAAUACUGUUUCUUUUUAUGCUUGCUAUUGCGAGUUCAAUUUUCUUUUUAUCUAUAAAAUAUCGUAAAGACACAUACCUUUUGAGACAAAUUCUGCAAAAGAACAAGCAAUUACAUCCUUUUUGACAUCCCUGGUCGAAUUCCAAACUUUAUAUAAUGGCACAAAAAAACUACUUGUGCCGUGCAGUGUGUUUUUUAACACAUGUGAAAAACAAAUCACAUCACGUUCAUCAAUGUUUAUCUACAGUAAGCACUUUGCGCGACUGCUGGCCAAUUUUGUGCCAGUGAUCAGUCAAAUGAAAGGGGUCAAAUGCCAGACAGUGCGGGAAUGUUUUCGCGUCAAAUUCCCGCCUAUGCAGGAUUAACCUCUGGUCAAAUCCAGGGGGUUUGCCUGGGGGAGGAUGAUCGCAGUUGGAAUUGACUCAUACAUUAUUAUGGGGCUGUAUGUAUAGGAAUGGCCCAGUGAGUGUGACAGUCUGGAAAGGAGGGUGAAUUUGUUUUGGGUUUAUAUAAGAAAUUUCAUCCUGCUUGCUGGGUCCUUUCUUUUGGGAAAUUUUCAUCAUGGUGGGCAAUUGAACUGGUUUUCCAGGGUUUUGGUACAUGGAAAUACCCUGAAAAAUGCUUGGUGUAUCCUAGGGUUGGGCGGUUUAUCGAUAAAACUAAUCGAUCCAAUCGAUUUUUCUAUUGACAAAAAACCGAAAAAAAAUAGGGAAAAUAGUUGAAACUUGCAGAAGCAGAUCACUGAUCACAUGCGUGAAAAGAAGGUGGAUUUCUGGCAUUUCUGAGAAGAAGGUGGAUUUCUGGCUUACAAACAAUUCGUAUUCAUAUUCUGUACCCUGGCUUAUUUCAGAUGUGUGUAAAACAGUAAAAGGGAAAAUAAUACCGAAAUAUUCGUAAUUCGCAACUGAAAUGGCCACCAUAUUUUUUUACCCAGUGUUUCCACUAUUUUAUGAAAUAUACUUUAAUUAAAUUUUCAUAAGGAAAUUUUCAUUAAAAAACAUCGGGUUUUUCGUGGUUUUUUUUUCAGACAGUUUUCGGUUUUUACCCUGAACCGCCCGACCCUAGUGUAUCCAUGUAUCAAAGGAAACAUAUGAUAACAUAUACCUAAUGGAAAUACCUGGAAAUCCUUCAUGCAAUGAACAUUCUCAGAUCUGAGUUAUCUUCAAUUUUCCAUCUUGCUAUUUACAAUGAUUUGGCAAAAAUGUAACCCAGAAUUCAAAUGUCCAUGCUCAAAUUAGUCUAUGUCGACAAUUUCAUGCUGUCUAGUCUCUAGAGAGUUUGCUCAAAAGUUAAUGUUUGUUGCAACGUUUAGUGAUUUUGUAUACAUAUGACAGGAAUUUGCUACUUGAAGUAAGAGUCAUCUUCCCGUCAAUCCCGUGUUUUGCAACUUGGUGAAUGUUUGGCUUUGCGAAACAUUUUUUUAUUUUUAAAUCAAUACAACAGAGAGUAUGGUUAAUUAAUCAUUGCAUACCAAUUUAAUCUAGGCCAAGAGAAUAUAUUUCUCUUCCUGGGGCCUGUUGUUCAAAAGUCGAUCAGCUUAACCCCAGGUUAACCUAAAAUUCAAAGCAAACUUCCCAACAGCUUGUCUGUAAAUUUGGAAAUAUUUCUUCAGAAAUCUUGUCUGGGUCGACAUGAGUUUACUUCUCUGAAGUUUUGAAAUAAACAGAUAUGUAGAAAUACACAAACGAAAACAGUGGGUUAAAUUUUAACAGGGAGGUUAGCGCGCUAACCCACCUUUGAACAAGUGGCCCCUGGCAGCAAAAUCCAGAAAUAAAAAUGUCCUAGCAUGUAAGUCAAAUGUGAAACAUCCUACAUAUGUACAAUAUUUCAGAGAAUGUAUGGUACCACACAUUUGUGAUUGAUAUCAAUCUCAAUCAAAAACAUUUAUUGUUUGCAGAAUAUACUGUAAUUAUUCUACUGUAUAUAUUUCUGUUUUGUGGUGUGGUCUAAGAGUUAUUUUUUGUUUUGAUAACUAUUUCAGGUCCACAAAGUAUGAGAGGCAAUAACUUUGGUUCAGCAAUGCAAGGAACUAUGUCUGGUGGUUUUGGAGGUGGCAAUGAAGGAGGUUAGGUGUAGGAAACUAUCUUAAUUUUUGGAGCUGUGCAUCUUUUGCUGGAGCCGGAGUUGGAAAACUCUGGCAGACAAAAUUAUGAAAAAUGAAAAAGUUUAAUUACUUGGUCCGAACCGAUUCGUGAUUUCGAAAAUUCUGCAAAUGCAUGCAUUGCUAUCGCUUUUGAUACAAAAAUCCGCUGACCCCAAUGUAUUUUGGGUGAAAAUACCUCGCUGCCAUGCAGUUUUACUUGCUACAAAACAUUGUUUAAACAAGCACCGAAGCACAUAUAUUUGAUAAGUAAAGGAGAAAGCUCAAAAAGGAAUAAAAUAAAUUCUGAAAUUACACUGAAAUAUGUUCGCCUGUUUCUACUUUUAAAUUAAUAUGAAAUUUUCUUAAAAUACCCUUGCCGGAGUCGAAGUUUUGACUGCCGGACCCGGAGCUAAAAUAACCAGGGUUUGCACAACUCUACUUAAUAUGUUACAACAAUAUCUAUUUUUGAGAUGUUAUUUUUUGUUUAUUUGCUGCUUGAUAGUUUAUAAUUUGUUGUAUUUCCAUGCAUAAGCUGGAAAGCUAUGACAUACCAUAGGAAUUUUUCUGGGUUUAAACACUUUGUAGAAACAAAGCAAAUAUUGACAGUAAUAUUUAAUAUCUCUCUCUGGCACUGUUUUCAGAGCACUGUUGCCUUUCAUCUGACAGGGUAGGUAGUAACUAGUCUUUAAAUUGAAUUAGUCAAUUUCUGAGUUAAAGGCAAGAACUUCUAUCACGACUACUUCCAAAAGCUCACAUAUGGAGAUAACAAACUGCUACUGCCAAAAGUUAGAACUGAAACUGCAAGGAAAUGAUUUGCAUAAGGAGUAGUCCAAUACAACAAACUGCCAGACAGUCUAAUCAUAGAGUCUAAUGAAAGAAACAUCAUUACUAAGAUUUAAAGAACCAUAUCAACAGAAUUUUUUAAAUUAUAAGAGACAUUUUGUCACUUUUUAUUAAACAAACACUAUUCUUAAUUACUAUUCAAAACAUUUUGUAAAUUAGAAGCUUCUCACAUUUUAUCUGUAUUUAGUAUUUUUGCACAAGUGAACAUAACAAAUCCUACAAGGUGAUUGGUCAAAUUUGACGUAUUAAUCUGUUAUAUUCACCUACAGGUGAAUAUAACAAAAUCAAAAUUUUCAAAAUGGCGGCUAGCCGUUUUGUUGAAGUUAGUGAUGAAGAAAUAAGUGAAAUUAAAAUGAAUUCAGACCAGAAAAACACAAAAAAACUUGUGCAAAAAUACUAAAACUCAGGCUCAGUGAUUAUCGGGGGAAUAUUCACCUCGACUUCUUCUCGGCGAAUAUUCCCUGAUAAUCACCUCACCUUCGGCGAAUAAUUGUUAAUUAUCAACUUUAUUGUAAACACAGGUCCUUGAUUUAUAGCAGCUUAAUAUAGCUGACCUAGCUAAUCUGUAAGAAUAUAGUUUAUUAUUAUUAAGCUUACUUCUAAUGAUUCCAAAAUCCCUGAUAAUUAGGUGCAAGUCAUGGAGGGAGCCAGAUAUGUUUAUAGUGCCAGAGAGUUUGAGCUGUAUGUGUGUAAAACCCAUAAUAGGGAAGGCAUGGUUGCAUUUUGCAUCCCCCCCUGCCUAGCAACAGAUGAUCUUGUUCUUACAGUGAAAAAUUAUACAAAAAGUGUCCCACUUCUGCUUUAGUAGUUUGUUGUGAUUUACUGUAAUUUGUUCUGUUUUUCUGUAGCGAUUACUGAUUUAUCGGCAAAUACUGCGAUAAAAUUUAAAUUUUGUACCUUUUAUGCAAUGAAACUAACGAAAAAUGUAUUAUUUCCCUUUGCUACAAAUUAUCAUAUUUAUUAAAAAUAGAGAACUAUAUUGGGUCAUUCCAGAAAACAUCCAUACCACCCCCACGGAGGAAAUAGGAAGUUAACCCCCUUACCCCCUUCGGAUGUCCUAAUACAUUUACUAUUAUCAGAAACAAUUUUUUCUCCCCUCCCCCUUCCGGACGGCAGAAAUUUCCUCUGUGGGGGAACGACCCAUUUUGAGAAAACUAUGUUUUAUCACGGUAUUUGCCGAUAAAUCGGUAAUCGCUACAGCAAAACAGAACAAAUAACAGUAAAUCACAACAAACUGCAGAAGUGGGACAUUUUUUGUAUUUUUACUGUAAGUACAAAUAAUGGGCAGUAAUGUAGCGUUAUCUUCAUGGGUAACCCAUGCAGAUAUAUACUUAUAAUAAUCCCUUUAAUUUCAUCAAUAGGUUUUGAUGGUUUUAAUAUGAAUGCAAUGGCUCUUGCUGGAAUGAUGAACAUGUUUGCAAGUUACAUGGGCAUGAAUAUGGGCAAUAUGGGUGGUGCUAUGGGCAACUCAUGCAUGAAUCAAAUGGGAAACAUGGGUGGUGCCAUGGGAAAUACGGGCAGCAAUCAAAUGAGUGGUCAUAAUCGUGGUGUUGGUGAUUUAGCAACAACUAAUAGUGGUGGUCAGAAACCAUAUAAUCACCCAGGCGGAAAUGUUUACACUGGUAAUCCAACUACUAAUGAUGGUUCUGUUGGCGGUGGUGCUCAGAAUUCAUCCACAUAUAAUCAGCAGGCUGCCUCUAGUAUGGUAGAUAUGUCAGGGUAUGCUAAUACCAUGGGUGCCAUGUUUGGUGUGGAUCCAACAAAUGUUCAAGCUGCCUUGUAUAGUGCAUAUGCUGCUGGCAACAAUCAACUUGGAGUUUAUAACUACCAGUCACCUUCAGCUUAUGGUCCGGCAAGGAACACAUCAACUGGAAAUUCUGCUAGUACCAGUCAAGGGUAUAAACCAUAUUGAAGUCUUUGAAGAAAGGUAAGAUAUUUAGUCUUCAACCAACUCCAAUCAAUACUUUUAUGAUGAAAUAUAAAUUCAAUUACAAAUUCACCAGUUUUCUAUUUUAACAACAUUACAUGUUUCAGG
Paramuricea clavata is the source of this 6416-nucleotide messenger RNA. The record is from the annotation of a GenBank genome assembly. Lineage: Eukaryota; Metazoa; Cnidaria; Anthozoa; Malacalcyonacea; Plexauridae.